Antechinus flavipes (yellow-footed antechinus) is the source of this 4240-nucleotide messenger RNA. It is a transcript of the gene ANGPT4, whose product is annotated as angiopoietin 4. The coding region runs from base 358 to 1845 and encodes 495 amino acids. The transcript is spliced from 9 exons. Gene Ontology annotation, molecular function: receptor tyrosine kinase binding. NCBI's taxonomy places the organism in Eukaryota, Metazoa, Chordata, Mammalia, Dasyuromorphia, Dasyuridae. The record is from RefSeq and is a predicted model, not a curated record. Gene Ontology annotation, biological process: signal transduction.
GGUGGGGGGAAGAGGGGGAGUGUGGGGGGAGAGGAAGCAGCUUCGGUAUUUAGAGCGAAUAUAAAUAGCCUAGCUGUGUGGUUCCCAACCGCAGCCUCCCUGAACAUCUCAGUGGGCAGGGUUCCUCAGCUGUCUGUCUGUCUGUCUCCCCAUCCUGACCAGGGACAGAGGAGAGCAGCCUGGCAAGGUUUUGAACUGUGCCACUCCCCCAGCACAUACGUACCUCCACAUACGUAAAUACACAAUAUAUAAUACUCACACUGGGACAUACACACAAACACGCACAUAUAAACACACACACUUAGAUACGGAGCGUCAGUCCGCACAUCCCACAGCCCGGCAGUCCCGGAGCCAAACAUGAGGACCGGCACUUUCAUCCUAGUCCUAACCACGGUGGCCACGGUGAGCCCCCAGAGGAGGAGGGCCGAGGGCGGCGCCCACCGCCGUUACCACCGGGUGCAGCACGGUCAGUGCAGCUACACGUUUGUGCUGCCGGAGCCCGAGCCGUGCCCGCCAGGGCCGGAGGCCUUUGGCGGCAGCGCCAACACCCUGCAGCGGGACUCCCCGGCAGAAGCGCUCCAGGGGAAUGACUGGUCCGUCCAGAGGGUGCAACAGUUAGAGCGGGUCCUGGAGAACAACACCCAGUGGCUGCUGAAGCUGGAGAGCUACAUCCAGAUGAAUAUGAAGUCAGAGAUGGUUCAGAUCCAACAGAACGCAGUCCAGAACCAGACGGCAACCAUGCUUGAACUUGGCACCAACCUACUCAACCAGACAGCCCAACAAACAAGAAAACUCACCGAUGUGGAAGCCCAGGUACUGAACCAGACAUCCAGAAUUGAGCUCCAGCUGCUUGAGAACUCACUGUCCACAAACAAACUAGAGAAGCAGCUGCUUCUGCAGACAAAUGAAAUCCACAAACUGCAGAAUCGGAACAGCGUGCUGGAGACGCGGGUGCGGGCCAUGGAGAGCAAGCACCAGAGCGAGCUGGAGGGCAUCCGGGGCGAGAGGGAGAAGCUGCGGCGCCUGGUGAACCGGCAGAGCAGCACCCUGGAGGGCCUGGAGAGGAGCCUGCACGCGGCCAACAGCAACACCAGCCUCCUGCAGAGGCAGCAGCGGCAGCUCCUGGACUCCGUGCAGCGCCUGGUGCACAUCGUCUCCAGCGGCAAGGCUCUGCUACAGAAGGAUGAGCGGUCCUUCCAGGACUGCUGGGAAAUCCGCCUCUCCGGGGUCAACGUCAGCGGCGUCUACACCAUCCACGUGGCCAACUGGACGGAGCCCAAGAAGGUAUACUGUGACAUGGAGACCAGUGGUGGGGGAUGGACCCUCAUUCAGAGACGAGUGAAUGGCAGUGUAAAUUUCCAAAGGAACUGGAAAGAUUACAAACAGGGCUUUGGCGAUGCUGCUGGGGAGCACUGGCUGGGCAAUGAGGCGCUGCACCAGCUCACCAGUCAGGCGCCCUAUGCCCUGAGGGUGGAGCUGCUGGACUGGGAAGGGAACCAGGCUCACGCCCAGUAUGAGCGGAUCCAGCUGGGGAGCGAGCAGCAGUUCUACAGGUUGACACUGAAGGACUACAGCGGUACGGCCGGACACCAGAGUGGCUUGGUCCUCCAGGGCACCAACUUUAGCACCCGAGAUUCUGACAACGACAACUGUCUUUGCAAGUGUGCUCAGAUGCUGUCCGGAGGAUGGUGGUUUGAUGCCUGUGGACUCUCCAACCUCAAUGGUAUCUAUUAUCCAGCCAAGCACAAUGUCCGAAAACUCAACGGAAUCCGGUGGCACUACUUCCAGGGCCCCAGCUAUUCCCUCCGGGCCACCCGCAUGAUGGUGAGGCCCACAGACUUCUAGAACUACAGCUCAGCUUGGGAAGGCACCAGUGGCAACUGGGGGGACAGAAAUACCCACAUCUCAGCACACAGAAGGGCAAUUGAGAUGCCCGGAGGUCUGCCUGGAGGAGGAGCAGGACCCUAAUAGACCAUCAGAUCCCACAAGUUAGUCUGGACUCCUCAAAACAGGACUAUCUUGGACAGUCUCAAGGUGCUGGAGUCGGCCAGCCUGUCUGUCUCCUGGAGGCAUUGGUGCUAGAGCUCAGAUUCUUGGGGCUCCGGCCCCGGGGAAAGGUCCCACAAUGGGUCCCUGGCUGCUGGGACACGGGCCCCACUUUGGGGGGGAGGCUUCCUCUUACCUUCUAUUGAUCCCAUCUAAUUCAGUUUCUGCCCUGACCUCUCUCAUCUCCCAUCCCGCCCAUUGUCCUUUCCCUCCUCGGUCUGGGCGGCCCCGGCUUCUCUUCAGUGCUGCCAUCCAGGAUCCUCAUUUCAUGGCCAGAGGAGCUGGCUCCACUUCUCCCCCACCACCACCACCCACACACAUUUUAAUUAGAUCCAGAGAAUCCUCUUCAUUCAAAAAGCCCAACCUUCGAGUCCUUGGUUUCUGCUGGUCUCCCUGGCUUGAAGUCCCAGCAGCGAGGCUGGCCUGCUGAGCAGGAGGAGAAAGGAGGGCAGAAGGGGGACGCCCCUGGGGUUCUUUCCCUUGAAGAUGCCUGGAGACCUUCUCCCAGAAGCAGACGCCGCGACCUUAAAGAAGUGACUCCCUCUCAGAAAGGCCCAACAACCCGUGUGUGUGUCCCCAGAAGCAGUCGGGAGAGCCUGUUAUGGGCAGCAGGGUCUGGGCAAAGGGGACUGGCGGUCUCAGAGAGAUGAACCUGUGAAUGGAAACAAUCCAACCUGGAGAGCAGGGAGGGGUGGGAAGCUGGACCCUGAGGAGCUCUGCCGGCCUCCCCGAGGUACCCAGCCCAUUGUUUUCCCCAAAGGAUUAAACCCUAACUUUAUAACCAGUCAUUUCAGGGCAGGCCAGCUUUAUUUGGAUCAGGCAACCACCCAUCUUCUGGGCAACAAAAAUAUGCAAGAGAUACAACCAGUCUGGACCACCGCCCUGCCCCAUGCAAUCCUCCUCUAUCUAUAAUGAUUCCCCUCUUCAUUUUCCCACUACCUUGUGCUCUCCCCACAUCCUCCCAAAUCUGUCUUCUGGAAAAGAGGUGAGAUGUCUGUCACAAAUCUCUCUCUAAAAUGAUCCAGGCCCCUGUUCCCUCUCCCAGGGGGACUUAUGGCCUUAACAUGGCCACUGUUGAGGAGGAGGGGAGAGCAAAGGCAAGAGAGAGAGACAUGAAGGGCUUUGUCCCUUAUAGAGGGAGAGCAAACAGGGAAGGUCCAGAGGUACAGGAGGCCUCCUUUUCUGUCUCUAGGUCAGGCCAGCUCUGUGUUCCUGGGGAGCACAGAAGAACAAACCCCAUACUAGCUUUCAAGCACUCACAAUCUAGUUGGAGACAUCAGCUCCAUUAAGCAGACAGAGAAAAAAGAUAUAUUCUUGGUGCUAUGGAAAGAUCAAUGGUUCAAAGGAUAAUCUGUAAAAAUGAAAGGAUAUGGGGUCCCUUUGAUUUCCAAAUACAUGAGUAUGUGAUUUAGGUAAUAGUCUGUGAGACUUUUUUAGAGCUAGUAAGGUACAGAUAGGGUAGCAGGUAUUCCAAGAAGGAAAGAUGAGUUAAGUUUGGAAUAAUCAAAGGUUUCCAAAGGAGAGGGCACAGGAUAGGUUGGGAAAGACUAGAAUUGUGUGCAGAAGGAAGAAUAAAAUUUGGGCCAAGAGGGCAAGAGAAACAGAAGUUGGUAAAGUUUUUUUUUUUUUUUCCUUGAUUCAGAGACGGUUUAACUCAUUGGAUGUCUGAGUCAGGAUCCCAAAGAACAUUGAGCCAAAUUGUAUUUGCUCGGUGGUGAGACAGCAUGAUAUUUAGGAUUGAGGUCUAAGUGGGAAUCUCAGCUCCACUACUUACCAGCUACUAGACCUUGGACAAAGAGUAAUCUCCUUGGGUCUGAGUUUCUUCAUUUGUCAACUUCAUUUGUAAAAAGGGUUGAACUAGAUGAACUCUCUCAAGUCCCUUCCAGCUUGAAAUAUAUUAUCUUAAAUUUUAAUGGGGAUAAAUGUAAAAUCCUACAUUUGUGGUUCAAAAAAUAAAUUUUACAAGUACAAGAUGGAGAAGAUAUGGUAAAAUAACUUCCAUUCUGGGAAGAGAUCUGAGAGUACUGGUGCAUUAUAAGCAAGGGUGUCCUAGUAAAUGUUUAACAACUGACUUUCCAAAAAAUGUAUGGCACUCACACAUUUAAGUUUAAUCUGCAUUGUUAACAUUUUUCCAACACUUUUUAAAGCUUAGACAACAAAACAAUAAAUCAAGCCCUGAUUUCCAAGGUAUAAA